Messenger RNA from Sitodiplosis mosellana (orange wheat blossom midge), 3152 nucleotides. RefSeq names its product GPI ethanolamine phosphate transferase 2 (gene PIG-G). Gene Ontology annotation, cellular component: endoplasmic reticulum membrane. The coding region runs from base 216 to 2969 and encodes 917 amino acids. NCBI's taxonomy places the organism in Eukaryota, Metazoa, Arthropoda, Insecta, Diptera, Cecidomyiidae. The record is from RefSeq and is a predicted model, not a curated record. The transcript has 8 exons. Gene Ontology annotation, biological process: GPI anchor biosynthetic process.
UUCUUAUCAAUUCGCUCAGAAAAAGUGACAUUUAAUGUGUAGCAGCAACAACCGCAACAGCAUCAAUCAAAACAAAAUCGACGCAAUGAUUCAACACACUUCUUAGAGCAAAUCCCAAGUGAAUUUAGAUUUUAAAAAGUUUUAUUUGGACAAAUAAUGAUUUCAUUUGAAAUUGUGCACAAUAUUUCGAGCGUACAGCGUACCCGUGAAUAAUAAUGAUUUUUAGUGAAAAAUGGACUCAAUCGUAUCUUGUGUUCGCAAUUCUGAUCGGCGCUACGUUAUUCUUGUGUGGGUUUUUCCCCCUUAGCUACACCAGCAACGAAAGAGCUGAAUCAUACGAUUUGCCCGACUUUAUCGAUGAUAUUCCUCUUAAUAAAUCAAUCUAUCGGCGUCAUGUGUCGCGAACGGUGCUCAUGGUCAUCGAUGCGAUGCGUACUGAUUUUGUCUACAAUCAACACAACACCUCAAUGAAAUAUCUCAAUAAAAUGAUUAACGAUGGCACAGCGUGCAUGGUGAACCUAAAUGUUGAAGUGCCAACGGUGACAAUGCCAAGAAUUAAGGCAAUGACUACUGGGACGAUACCGAAUUUCAUUGAUGUUGUCUUAAAUCUGGGUAGCUCCGAACUUAAUAUGGACUCAUUUUUACAUCAAGUAUACGACAAUGGUGGCAAAAUAGUCUUUUGUGGUGAUAAUACUUGGAUAAAAAUGUUUCCCGAGAUGUUCCAUCGCAAGCUUGAGAAUCAAGACUCGUUGUAUGUGAAUGACUUUUAUGAAGGCGACAAAAAUAUUACGAAAAAAUUGAGCGUCGAACUGAAGAGAAACGAUUGGGAAUUGCUAAUAUUACAUUUUCUCGGACUCGACCAUAUUGGCCAUGUGGAAGGUCCAUUUAGCUCAAAAAUACCAACCAAACUGAGAGAAAUGGACACGGUUGCUAUGCACAUUCACUUGGCUCUGUUGCAUAUGAGACAAUCUAGUGAAGAGCCGCCACCAUUGUUCAUUGUUACUGGAGAUCAUGGAAUGAGAGAUAGCGGUGGCCAUGGCGGUAGUUCAUAUCCAGAGAUAAAUGUACCGCUCAUUUUCUUCGGGCCGUCUUGUUCACCAACGGGAUAUUCGUACAAUCAAAUCGAUAUACCUGCCACACUAUCAGUUUUAUUUGGGCUUCCAAUUCCUGCAUCUAGCAUCGGUGUCAUCAUUCCUGAAUUAUUAACCACUCUUUCGAUGGAGCAAAAACUAUACGCUUACAAUUAUAAUGGAGGACGAUUGUUACAAAAGCUAAUUAGACUUGAUGGUGCACGUAAAUACGAUGAUGAAGAGUUCUUCGCCCGAUUCAUUGUGGCCAAAAACGCGCAUAAGACGUUCCUUCAAUUAAACACAAAUUCUACUGAACAAAUCCACGUUUUUGAAUCUGCUGAACGAAAUUACAUCACCGCGUCAAAGGCAAUGAGCAAAAAGCUGGCCGAUUCCUGUGUCAACUUUGAUCAUGUUGCCAUUUCCAUUGGUUUGGUGUGUUUAGUCACGGCAUCACUUUGUGUGGCACUGUUAGUCGUAUCAAAUACUGGCGAUGUGACGAUUUCGCUGAAAUACACAUCAAUCUUUGGAUUGCUAGCUAGUUUACUCCAUUUAAAUUUGAUUGGAGUUUCACUAACAAAGUCAAGUCUGACAGCAAUUCCAUUGUUGGGAUUGAUUUACUCCGUGGUUGUGCUUAAUAUUCAAAUACUAUUAACGCUGUGUCGGACUACAGAAAUAGUAAACUCAUUGAAAUCAAUACGAACCACGAACAACUUUUGCAAGUUCCUAACGUUUGGAAUAGUUUUUCAUGGGAUAUCAACGUCAAGCAGUAGUUUCAUUGAGGAAGAGCAUCAGAUUUGGUACUAUCUGAACAAUACAAUUUGGAUAAUUCUUUAUGCGAUAGAAACAAGGCAUGCGCUGAAUAAAAAGCAAAAGGAAAUCAAAAAGGAAGCAUCAAGCGAAGAAAAUCCAUCUACUGCACAACAUCAUCUGAAGUGGGCGCUUCUAUUUUGUGGCCACUUAAUUGCACGUCGUCUCAAUCAAACUGGUGACAAAUGGCUGAAUGUGCCCGACAUUGGAGAUUGGUUACAAAUGGAAGAGAAUCGCAUUUGGAACAGUUUGUUCAUGAGCACCUCUCUUCUAUUGGUCUACUUGACCUGUAUGGAUUUUGGAAGUAUUCUCACCAAUGUUCUCACCAUUACUGCAUGUAUGCUGAUUUACUAUUAUCGCACGCUAAAUGGAUCGGUUUAUUUGGCUGGAAUCAAACCGUCUGACUCAACUGGUACCUGUGUGACACUCUUUUGGUUGAACAUUUUUGAAAUCGCGGCCAUCAAUUACGUGCCAAUUUUGUACAGUGCUUUCAAAUCAAAGUUGAAUCGCUUUGAUAUUAGGUCAAUUUUUGGAACACUCGUUGUUCUAUCGACGCUUGUCAUGGCACUCACGCACAAACCCCAUAAUAUAUUCUUAAUCGCCCUGUUGCUCUUUUCGAGCAGCAAAAUUAAGCAAAUUGGCCAUCUAUUCGGUUCAAAGUCCACUGAAUCACUGGUACAAUGUGUGUUGCAUUUGUGGAUUGGGAAGCAGUUCUUCUUCUACCAAGGAAAUUCGAAUAGUCUGGCUUCGAUUGAUCUCAACGCAGGAUACGUCGGCCUAAAUACAUUCAAUUUCAUUGCUGUUGGAUUGCUUCUUACUCUUAACACGUUUAGUGGACCUAUCUUAUCGUUCAUAACAUUCGCCGAAUGGAAUCAACAAUCACUACACUCAACUGAUGCCAAACAUGUUCUACCUCUGAUUGUGUUAUUGAUUGCAUUCCCAUUUACAUUGUAUGUGUUCAUUGUUUUAAUGAUGCGUCACCACAUCUUCAUUUGGAGUGUGUUCUCUCCGAAAUUACUGUAUGAUUUUUACUAUUUGUGUUUAAUGUACCUGAUGUGGAUUUCUGUACGAUUAAUGCCAAAUAUAGAGUAAGUUAUGAGGAUUUCAAAGAGAAAACAGACAGUUUUCUGGUGAAGAAAUCAUUUUAAUAGGACAAAUUAUAUUUACUAGUUAUUAGCAGUAUUCUUCCAUGAACAUAACGUAUACUACUCUGAAUAAUUUAUUUAACAAAAUCCAGACAUGAACCAAAUAAAUUGUGAAAAAAUUACAACAAAA